AUGGAUCUGCAAGGCACUCCCAUCGGCAAGUCUGCCACUGGCACCAAGGUCAGCACCGAUCCUACCAGCAACAUCCCUGUGCAGGAAGGACCAGGCGCCGUCGCCAACGACUCUCUCGCUGGCGAGUCCGUCCGACAAGGAGGCGCAUUCUCUCAGAACCCCAAUAGCGAGCCUCUCAGCGUAUCAGGCUCUAACUCAACGUUCAACAACACUGACACCUCCGGCGCCAACACACUCCCCUCAGCCGCACGAGCCAGUGACCGCAAAGAGGACCGCAAAGACCGCUACCCAGAUGCCCUAGGUGGCCAAGGGGACUACCCCGGCGCCCAUCUGCCCGAAUCCGGAUACGUGGGUGGCUCGACCCAAGCGAAGCGUGAUCUCGGUGUUGGAGGCCACCAGCACCAAUACAAUGUUUCCGAAGCUGGUGGAAGCACCGGAUACCGCAGUGCCCAUAACGGCGGUACUGCGCCGUCCUAUGUGACUCCCGUUGUGCAGAAUGUGGGCAACACCAAGCCUAAUGGAAAGAAUAUCACUGAGGGCGGAUUUAAUGAUAGCCCGAACAGAAAUGCUAGCUGGAAGUCGGAUAUUGGUACUAAGAAGGAUUCGGGCCGGCUUGCUGAGAGCAAGUUUCAGAAAACGAAUGCAGAGAGCGGUGCGAAUGCUGGCUAUACUAAUCCUACUGUUGAUGUUAGUCAGCCGUAUGGAAACUUGCAGCCUGAUCAGCGAGCUUAG
This is a messenger RNA of Talaromyces atroroseus, 732 nucleotides long. RefSeq lists its product as hypothetical. The record is from RefSeq and is a predicted model, not a curated record. Bases 1 to 732 code for a protein of 243 amino acids. Lineage: Eukaryota; Fungi; Ascomycota; Eurotiomycetes; Eurotiales; Trichocomaceae. The transcript is spliced from 2 exons.